Messenger RNA from Cetraspora pellucida, 1284 nucleotides. NCBI's taxonomy places the organism in Eukaryota, Fungi, Glomeromycota, Glomeromycetes, Diversisporales, Gigasporaceae. The record is from the annotation of a GenBank genome assembly.
ACGGCUAUUGGAGUUCGUUCUUUACGAGAGUUAGAUGUUAAACAUGUUGGAGUUGAUAUUAUGCUUCAUGAGCAUGGCGCAGCUGAAGGUGCCACUCUGGGCCUUCAUAGGUUUGAUAAUUUAAAGUCCGCCAAAAAUCAAAAAGCAUCACCUCUUGUCUCACCAAUUGGUUCAUCUACAAAUGUUGAUGAUAAUUUAUCCUGGAAUACUGGUCUAAUUUAUGCGCAAGCACAAAAUCAUGCUCGAACAUUAGCAGAAACACCGGCCAAUCUUAUGACACCAACUAUCUUUACUGAAACUGUUCAGUCUUUCCUAAAGGAUUUACCAAACGUAAAAAUUUUUGUUCAUGAAAAAGAAUGGGCAGUCCAAAAGAACAUGGGGUCUUUUCUAUCAGUAGCUAAAGGUUCUGUUGAACCAUUGAAAUUUUUGGAAAUUCACUAUAAUGGUGGUGAAGAUGGUCAAAAACCUUUAGCGUUUGUAGGGAAAGGAAUUACUUUUGAUAGUGGUGGUAUUUCUAUCAAGUCAUCAGCUAAAAUGGCAGAGAUGAAAGGAGAUAUGGGUGGGGCAGCAGCUGUGUCGUCUGCUAUCUAUGGUAUAGCUAAACUUGGUUUACCGAUAAAUGUUGUUGUCUCUGUUCCAUUGUGCGAAAAUAUGCCAUCAGGAAUUGCGACGAAGCCCGGUGAUGUCGUUAGGGCCAUGAACGGCAAGUCAAUUGAGGUUGACAAUACAGAUGCUGAAGGACGUCUUAUUUUAGCGGAUGCGCUCUAUUAUACAAGCUCUACUUACAAACCUCACAGUUUGAUAGAUGUUGCUACCUUAACGGGAGCUAUGGUAGUCGCACUCGGAGAAAUUUAUUCAGGCGUGUUUACCAAUUCGAAUAAACUUUGGGAACAAUUAUUAAAAGCAGGAAAAAUUGCAAAUGACCCUUUUUGGCGUAUGCCACUAGAUGAUAAAUAUAGCGAGGACAUUAAGAAGUCAAUUGUAGCGGAUCUUGUAAAUGUUGGGCCAAGGGGUUCGGGAGGUUCAUGUGUAGCCGCCAUUUUUUUGAAAGAAUUUGUGAGUGGAUUGACAGAUGACACUGACGUCAGUGAAAAGGAAAAUGAGAAAUUGACUGAUAUGGAUGCGGAUGUGGAUAAAAAGAUUCGGUAUGCACAUAUUGAUAUCGCGGGUUCAAUGAUUACAUCACGGGAUUCAGGAUAUCACGUCAAGGGCAUGACAGGACGCCCAACUCGCUCUUUAAUAGAAUUUUCUAGAUUAGUUGCCCAAAAUCCUGACUUCGUUUAA